Fusarium musae is the source of this 1068-nucleotide messenger RNA. RefSeq lists its product as uncharacterized. The coding region runs from base 1 to 1068 and encodes 355 amino acids. The record is from RefSeq and is a predicted model, not a curated record. The transcript is spliced from 3 exons. NCBI's taxonomy places the organism in Eukaryota, Fungi, Ascomycota, Sordariomycetes, Hypocreales, Nectriaceae.
AUGCCUGUACCAAUUUCCAAGAGGCCCAGUAGAAUUCUGAAUGAUUCCAGACCGAAGAAAAGAGCAAAGCAAUCCAAUGACGAUGAAGGCAUUACAACACAGGAGGGCUCUACUGUGCGACCGCCUGAGCUGAGUCACGCCAAAGCCAACUCUCUGGUAUUGGACGCAUCAUCUUCACCUUUACCAGAAAUAUUAGAUGGCUAUCGCCAGCUACCGAAUUCGCGACAUGCUGGCUCCAAGCACCAGUCUGAAACAGCUCAGCCUGACGUUACAGCCAAUGGUGCAGCGAGAGCUUCGACUCCGCCAGAGGCGUACGAUAUAUGCUUUGGCAUGUUGAUGGUCAAGGCCACAUGUACGCAAAGUAACCUUGCGACUCAGGAAUGCACCCCCGUUACGCUCGACUUUGAGGGUAGAUUGCUGAGGGUGCGAGAAGAAAGCUCGAACAGGCGAAUCGCCGUGGUGGUGUCCAACGCUCUCUUUCGACUUGUCAAUGAAUUUGCUGUCACUCUGACAGCAAAUAUAUGCGGGAAAAAGCCACCGAUUGUCUAUACAUCCAAGAAAAAAGGACAAACCGUAUCGGAAAUAGAUGGCAUCAAGUUCUGUUCAUUGCGGAUUGUUGUCUAUGGUUUCCUUCUGCAAAAGGACGAAAUAUCAGCUAUCCUUGCGCAAGAUGAAUUGUUUCUUCAGCAUCCAGGGAAAACUGAAUUUGACAAGAAGGUCAAGUACUUUAAUCCUCACUAUCUUCUGCCACCAGGGCAAAAUAUGCCGGACGUAGAAAAGCUCACCACAUACGCAUGUUGUCCGAGAUGGUCAUCACAUUUCCGAGAGCUGCAGACUUCAAUGCCCGAGCAUGAACAAAGCCAGAUUCUACAGAUAUUCAACACGACGUAUCAGCCUAUCAGUGACUUGAAGACUAUCGAGACAAGUCCUAGAUUGGCGACGAGGCUAAAAAGGCACCAAGUCGAAGCUCUUGUCAUGAUGAUAGAGAAAGAAGCAGGUGCCUAUGAGAACGCACAGUUCCCGGCUAUAUGGGUGCCGCAUACUUCUCCGAGGGGUGAUAUCAGGUAG